Raphanus sativus (radish) is the source of this 459-nucleotide messenger RNA. RefSeq lists its product as uncharacterized. NCBI's taxonomy places the organism in Eukaryota, Viridiplantae, Streptophyta, Magnoliopsida, Brassicales, Brassicaceae. The record is from RefSeq and is a predicted model, not a curated record. The transcript is spliced from 3 exons. The coding region runs from base 56 to 280 and encodes 74 amino acids.
AAGCUCACAUCUGGUGAGAGAGAAAGAGAGAAAAAAAAAGCAAAGAAAAAGAAGAAUGAUGAAGAAGCAAAUGACAAUAGCGGCGGCUCUUCUGAUUCUGAUGGCUUUAUCUUCCAAUUUGGAUAUGGUUGCUGAGGCUCAGUUAGGCCCUGGAGACUGCUACGACGGUUGCUCCACCGCUUGCGUCCAGCGCGACUCGAGAAAGACGGCCCGAUGCGAUCGCAAGUGCUCCAUUCGGUGUGGCCCAGAUGCUAAAAAGGCAAGAGAGACUGGUGCUUGAACUUUUAUAUUUACUAAGACCCAUUUUAGAUUUAAUUAUGUUGUAAUCUUCGUUUAAUAAUUUUAUCUAUGCAAAACAAAUUAUGUAUUGUUUAUGUUGCUGUUAGCUACUAGUACCAUAAUGAUAAUGUAAUAAACUUUGAAAUCUAAUGAAAACGGGACCAGCCGGUCUAUGUAAUA